GCGAAGGUCGUUUGUGCUUAAACACACCAAGCAUCUGGGCUCCAUUCGCACCUCCCUCUCAGCCUAGUGAGGGGUCAUCAACCACUGGCUGGGUGCCGCUCUGAGCACUUAUCUCCCCACUCUUUGAUCCGCUGGAAAACGACUCUCGAGCCCAUUGCCAGUCUUUGUUCUCUUCGGCUGAUGAAAACCGGCACGUACUGGGCGCCUUGGGCACACAUGGCUCUCUCGUGCUCGAAGAAGAAAGAAAGGGAUAGGCCGAGAUGCCCGACGUCUCGGUGCCACACGCAAGCGGUCGCUGCCCUUCGAACCCAAAUCCAUGAAACCAUUAUUAGCACGAUGCGCAUGUCUCGGGGGGCCUUGAUAUUAUCUAGUCUGUGUUGUGAAUCACGAGACAGGUGAUUCCUUGCAGGAGACAUAUAGAGACCUCAUCAAUCCCGCAUCUCCAGGCUGGAAGGAACCUCUAGUCGUGAAUCUGUUGUAUCCUCAUCUUCCGCAUCUCCAACCAAGCCAUAUCGAAAAGGAGGGGCCGCUGUCAACACCAAACCUGAUAUGGUUAGCUUCAGGUACACAAAAAGCCAAUUCUGAAACUCGGCACUUUUUCUAUGGGCCAUCUGCCAGUUGGUCUGAGCGUCUUCUACUCCUCCUGGCUUCAGUGCUUCACAGUGCUUCACCAGUAUAUACUACAAUGGAUGCCCUUUGGUUUGAGAGGCUCAAGCCACGAAUUCGGGCCCCAAAACUGGGUAGCUGGGUAUCCAAGACGCAGUGCUGCCUUCUCGAUGAGUUGAUCUUUGACAACACCCAAUGGACUCCUAUAGUAUCCGAGUUACAUCCAAACUGAUCCGAUCCAGACUUGUUGCCUGGUACGGGAUGGUCACCUCGCAGACUGCAUGCAUAUGAGGUGGCGUCACGGCCCUCGAGGCUUGUUUUCAAGCUCGAUUCGCUGGAGAUUCAGACUUGUUCGCACAAGGCGCCCUGCUCUUGUUGUGGAGCAGCUUGCUUUCUCGUAUCGUGAUUAGACGGCGGCGGUAACGAAGCGCCGAACAAGCGAACGGAACACUAUAUAUCGAAAAUGAGGCCAAUCAGAACACGAACAAAUCGACGCAUCAGGAUAAUCCGAGUAUCCCUCAACAAAACGCCGUUUAUGUUAUUCGGCAGCUUCUGGUCCGUGCUGUGAAGCUGGAAUAUUUACAUAGCUGAGGUGUCAGCAACCUGUGUGAUGUCCUGGCCAAUAUCUGCCAGCUGGCGUUGAAACCAGCUGCCUAGACCUUGAGAUGAGUGGGGUGGUGUGCCUGGUCCACUUACCUUACCAUGCUGAUUACAUAAGAUCUUCAACAGGGGCCUGAGGUCUAACGUCAUUCCUUUGUUGGCUUGGGAUUCGACAACACUCACAGCUAAUUCUACGGACUCAUAAAACCGACCACCUCACCAUGACGGAUGAUUUUCAACAACUCCCAGAAGAGCUGGAGCUCGCCACUUCUGCUCAUGUCAAAUAUAUACAAAGCCUCAAUACGAGACAAGACGAGUAUGACUACUGGCUAACAGAACACCUGCGACUCAACGGUGUGUAUUGGGGUUUGACUGCCUUACACCUUCUCGGCGUACCCGAAGGCCUUCCACGCUCUGAGACCAUCGACUUUGUACUAUCAUGCCAACACGAAGACGGAGGCUUCGGUGCCGCUCCCGGUCACGAUGCACACAUGCUCUCUACCGUUAGCGCUGUGCAGAUCCUCGCCAUGGUAGAUGCCUUUGACGAGCUGGAGACUCGAGGGAAGGGGAAGGUGCUUGUAGGGAAAUACAUUGCCAACCUUCAGAACCGGCAGACUGGAACGUUUGCUGGUGACGAGUGGGGUGAAGAAGAUACUCGGUUUCUGUACGGUGCUUUCAACGCCUUGUCGCUUCUUGGUCUCAUGGACUUGAUUGAUGUCGACAAAGCCGUUGACUAUGUGGCGGCAUGUGCCAACUUUGACGGAGGUUACGGUGUCAGUCCCGGUGCUGAGUCCCACUCAGGGCAAAUAUUCACGUGUGUGGCCAGCUUAACGAUCGCCAAGAGACAGGAUCUUAUCGAUAAGGAGCGAUUAGGAAAGUGGCUGAGUGAAAGACAGCUCGCCAACGGUGGUCUGAACGGUCGACCAGAGAAGAAGGAGGAUGUCUGCUACAGCUGGUGGGUCCUGAGCAGUCUGGAAAUGAUUGGCAAGACACACUGGAUCGAUCGGGACAGGCUCAUCAACUUCAUCCUUCAAUGUCAAGACACUGAGAAGGGCGGUAUCUCGGACCGACCAGGUGACAUGGUGGAUGUGUGGCAUACGCUGUUCGGCAUCACCGGGCUAAGCCUGUUGGACUACCCCGGCCUGGAGCUUGUCGACGAGGUCUACUGCUUGCCCAAAUCGACCAUCACAAGAAUCUUCGGUCCAUGAGCUGCCUUCCUCAGUUAUACUUUUACAUAAUGCAAGCAGGCGCUCUGUUUCAUGAUUCUUUUAAGAUGCCCGUGUUUGCUUGAUUCACCUCUUGCAAUCUAAUAACCUGCCGACCUCUUUCAUGUUGGACAGGACACAAGGCAAGAGAAAAUUAACAAAGUUCGCCUCUCUUUUGUUGCUGUUGACCCCCAUACAGACAACGUGGGACAGUACUGACAUGGCCAGAAAUGUUGACUUGUCGACAGGAGGGAUCGAUCUCUCCCCGGCUGGCCAGCCCCUCAGCAUCUUGUCUACUUGCUUCAUCCUGAUCACACGCUUCUCGAUAGUACCUGGGCGUUUCGUCCCAGCUAUCAACAACAAUUAUAACGCUUGUUUUUAUGGCCGUCAAACCUCAUCAAAUUUCAAGUUCAGACAAGGAUCAUCGUUCAGAUCUCCAAACCAUGCUGAGCUGGUUUCUACAAGUGCACAUAUCUGCCUGACUAUUCAACGCAUCUCUUCUUUAUUUUGGUCUACUUUUUGGACCAGAAGCCAACCUUUCCCCCGAUCUCAGCAACCAGACAGCCUUUCUUCAAUCCUAACCUUGUUGCUUCUUUGCCUAGGUGGGAGCAAAGAUGGAUUGUUUUUGGACCGCUUGCUAAGGCACCUUCUGGGAUUGAGAUACAUGUGGGAUAUCUGGUGUGGUACUUGUGGAGACAUACGCUGGGUCAUUUGUUGUGGAAGUUGCUGGGUGAGGUGCGCUUCACGCCGGCCGGAAAGCAACAGAUCGUCGACCUCGACAUCGCUAACUACUCCCAAAUCUUUCUUCCCAUUACCACUCUUGCUUUCACUCGCUCACCUAUGAAGUUGCUCUUAAUAAUUUCCCCCGAGCAUUUCAUCACCUUUCAGCACUUGCGUUCGCUCGCUUGCGACUGGCAGACGAUGGUGCUCCCAAGCUGGAUAGGGUGAAGAGUUAACUUGAGAUGGAAAGCUGAAGUUUUGUAUGAUGUCUUUCGUCUCAAUUUUGCUUACAGGUGUAGACCAUAUUACAGAGCUUCGUUUGAUGU
Podospora pseudocomata is the source of this 3457-nucleotide messenger RNA. RefSeq names its product Rab geranylgeranyltransferase (gene BET2). The record is from RefSeq and is a predicted model, not a curated record. Gene Ontology annotation, biological process: protein geranylgeranylation. The transcript has 3 exons. Gene Ontology annotation, molecular function: Rab geranylgeranyltransferase activity. Gene Ontology annotation, cellular component: Rab-protein geranylgeranyltransferase complex. NCBI's taxonomy places the organism in Eukaryota, Fungi, Ascomycota, Sordariomycetes, Sordariales, Podosporaceae. The coding region runs from base 1428 to 2414 and encodes 328 amino acids.